Zea mays is the source of this 2656-nucleotide messenger RNA. RefSeq names its product homeobox-leucine zipper protein TF1. Gene Ontology annotation, biological process: regulation of DNA-templated transcription. Lineage: Eukaryota; Viridiplantae; Streptophyta; Magnoliopsida; Poales; Poaceae. The record is from RefSeq and is a predicted model, not a curated record. Gene Ontology annotation, molecular function: lipid binding; DNA-binding transcription factor activity, RNA polymerase II-specific; DNA binding. The transcript has 12 exons. The coding region runs from base 100 to 2412 and encodes 770 amino acids.
UAAAUAUAGGGGUGGGCAAGAGAAAAGCAAUGAAAUGUUAAGAAGACUAACUAAACCAAAUACUUCAAGUAGCUUAUAGGUACCAUAUUUAACUUAAAGAUGAAAAGAGAUGAAUCAUCAGGAGGUGAGCCAUCUUUCAUAGAGCCUACUAGCGGUAUGGAUGACCCAACUUUGAUGGGGUCGCUUGGUGGUAUCGACGGUCCAUCUUUGAUGGAGCCUUUUGGUCGUGUUGGUGGUGGGACUUCAUCACAAACGAGUGACAUACCUGAAAAUGGGUCAAGCAACCAGUCUGUGGAAGCACAUGCAAACAAUGGUAAACGAGAAAGCCCCGGUGAUGGUGCCGCUAGAAUCAAUGAGGUAAAUUCGAGCACCGCUGUCAAAAAGAAGAAGAAACGCAGUGACCGCCAGCAGCAGGAUGGCCCACAGCCAAAGAAGUUGCUACACAGGGUCACCAGCCAGCAGUUAGAAAUACUCGAAGGUUUCUUCAGCAUAUGCGCACACCCUGACGACAGCCAAAGGAAGCAGCUGAGUGAGUCGACGGGUCUUUCGGUACAUCAAGUGAAGUUUUGGUUCCAGAAUAAAAGGACCCAUGUAAAGCAUCUGAGUGGAAGAGAAGAGAACUACAGGUUGAAAGUGGAGAAUGAAAUGCUGAAGGAGGAAAACAAUAGGCUUAUUAGGCAGGCACAGAGCAAUGCUCCUGCUCCUGCCCCUGCUCCCUGUCCCAGAUGCAUUAAUGACGCGGGGCACCUCCUGCUCGAGAAAGAAGUUGAACGGCUCAAGGCGCUUAACCAGAUGCUGCAGCAAGAGUUGCAGCUACAAGGCACGGAAGGUGAAACACCUGUGGCUGUGGACCCAGCUUCCGGCGCUUUCCAUCCUGAUCCUGAGCCCUCGUUGGAGAACGUCUUCGCGGCGCAACACGACGGGCAAAUGCUCGCCAAGCUAGCCGAGAACGCGGCACAGGAGCUUCUCGUCCUGGCCGACCCCGAAAGCCCUCUCUGGCUGCCUGUCCCAGGCGGCUCGUUCGAAACGCUGAACAUGAUCGCCUACGCCCAGACAUUUCCCGGGCAGAUGAGCGUAGAUGCCAUCGCGUUGAAGACGGAGGCUACCCGCGCCAGCGGUGUGGUCAUGCUGGACCCGAAGAGCCUUGUGGAGUUCCUCAUGGAUGCUGAGAGCUAUGGCACGAUGUUCCCUGGACUCGUGUCCGGUGCAGCCACCGACAAGGUGUACAACUGGCCUACCAGUCGCGAGGAGAGCUAUGAUGGGGCUGUGCAGAUGAUGACUGUUGAGCUGGCGUUCCCCUCGCCCCUGGUGGCGGCUCGGAAGUGCACGUUCGUGCGCUGCUGCAAGAAGCUGGAACAGGGAGCCUUUGCUGUCGUCGACGUGUCUUUGGACGACGGCGCCAGGUGCCGCAAGAUGCCAUCGGGGAUGCUGAUACAGCCCAUAAGGUACAACAGCUGCAAGGUCAGCGCCAUCGAUCACGUUCGAGUAGAUGACACUAGCAUUCAUGACAUCUUCCAUCCAUGCCUGAGCGGUGUCCUCUUCGGGGCCAGGCGCUGGGUGACGAGCAUGGCGCGACAGUGCGCGCGGAUCAGAGAUGUGUUCCAUGUCACCAACUGUACCCUCAACGUCACUUCAAGGGGGAGGAAGACUAUCAUGAAGCUGGCAGACAAUCUGCUGGCCGACUACACCAGCAGCGUCGCCGCCUUCCCUGACGACGCCUGGACCGUCCAGUGCGGUGUGGGCACGGAACAGGACAUCAAGAUCAUGUACAAGAGGCAAAGCGAAGGCAGCAGCAGCAGCAGCAACACCGCGGUCGUGUGCGCGUGCGCGUCGUUCCUGCUGCCGCUGCGCAUGAGGAAAGCGUUCGACCUGCUCAAGAACAAUCUGCUGCGUGCCAAGUGGGACGUACUGGUGAACGGAGGCUCCGUGAAGGAGGAGGUUCGUGUCGCCAAUGGUGUCGGAAGCGACGACGCUGUCUCCAUCCUGCAUGUCAAGCAUGGCCACGGGGCAAACAGGGACACCAUGAUGAUCCUGCAGAACAGCAGCUACGACGCGUCCGGGUCGUUCAUGGUCUACUCCUCUCUCGACAAGCAGCUGGUGGAGACAAUUACGAACCCGGGUGACAGCCAGGCGAUGAGCAGCAUCAACCUCUUCCCCGCCGGCUUCUCCCUCGUCCCCCUCACCAACCCGGACCCGGCGCCGCAAGAGGGCUCCGGCAGCAUCGCACAGCCUGGGGCGACCGUGAUGACUGCCGGGUUCCAGAUUCUGAUGAAGAUGGCCCGUGGGACCGGCCUUUGCCCUCGCUCGGUGUCGUCCGCGGUCAAGAUCAUGUCAGACAACAUCACCAACAUCAAAGACGCUCUGUUGAAAAGCCACCCUGUUUUCUACAAGAGCAUUCAGUCUGUCGACUGAAUAGCGGCAAGGGAGAAAGGGAGGUCGUCCAAUGCUUGUGGAGGCUGCUGUUUAAAUCAAGGAUACUGAAACGGAACCCCAUCAGCUUUGGUCGCCGCCUGCGUUUCUCCCGGCAAUAUAUACCCGUUCCGUCUACUGUGUGGAACUGCUCUUGGCUGCCAAGAGCCUGUAAUGAUGUUAGUGGAACCGAAGUUGUGCUAUGUGGACCCGUCACCUGAUAAUGUAUGCCAUGUUAAAUCCUUAA